Molecule: messenger RNA, 1128 nt
Organism: Cyphellophora europaea CBS 101466
Lineage: Eukaryota; Fungi; Ascomycota; Eurotiomycetes; Chaetothyriales; Cyphellophoraceae
Exons: 1
Coding region: 1-1128 (375 amino acids)
Molecular function (GO): oxidoreductase activity, acting on NAD(P)H
Source: RefSeq, a predicted model, not a curated record
AUGGCCAUCAUCUCGACCAAUGCGAUCUUUCUGGGGAAAGACGGUCGAUUGACCGUCCGCAAUAUCGAUGAGGAGUACAAGCCUUCGGGUCAGCAGACCUUGGUCAGGGUCAGUCACUCUGCCAUCAAUCCAGCGGACCAGAAGCACUUCUUCAUGGGCGUAUCAGGUUACGUUGCGGGGUAUGAAUGGAUCGGCACCGCAAUUGAUGUGGGGCAGGAUUCGCCCUUUCGGGUCGGCCAGAAGCUAUUCGGGAUGAGCAUCCCAGCAGAUGAUCGACCGCUCCCUGCAGGAGCGCACCAAGACUUCCUGGUUGCAGAUCCGGAAUGGACGUACGUUUUGCCCGACAAUCUCGAUGAGGUCACUGCGGUGGGCUUACCUAUCGCUGUUCAUACCUCGAUCGACGCAAUUUUCAAUAUGCUGGGAUUCUCUUUCAAGCCGGCAGGUGUGACAGGUCUAAGCCCUGUCAAUGUUCCAAUCUUGAUAUGGGGAGGCGGUAGCUGUGUCGGCCAAGCAGGAAUACAAUUGGCCAAGGCCGCUGGCUUCGCUCCAAUCAUCACCACAGCAUCGCCUCGCAACCACGACUUUCUCAAGAGUCUGGGCGCGACGCACUGCUUCGACUAUCGUAGUACCACAGUUGUGCAAGAUAUCCAGUCCGCCGUUGCUCCGAAAAAGCUCACGGUCGUGUACGACGCCGUAAGUACCGGGCUUGGGUUCGCCGAGGGCUUGUCGGCCGAAGAAGAAAUGAAGCUCAGGGGACAAUACAGCAAGAGUUCACCUGCGCUGGCUCGGCAAUGUUGUGAUGCAAAAAGCGAAUUGAAGCUUGUCGGAGUCUUGCCCGUGCCCAAAGAUAAAGAUCCGGACUGGAUGUUUCCCCUGCCAUUUCGACAACCGGAAGGGUUCCCAACACCUUCACCGAAGGGCUUGGAGAGCCUCUUUGAGGGAGCAGAUCCUGAAUGGGGCGUACGGAUGCGCCAGGUCUGGCUUUGGGCUUUGAGUAAGGUGGGAAAGGGGUGGCAGCCGUUCAGGAGUCGUCUGGUUAGGGGCAUCGAACCCGCGAUCGAAACCAUACAUGAGGUGGCGGCGGGAAAAGCAGGCGGAGAGAAGAUGGUUAUCGAGCAUCCAUUGUAG